AUGGCGAAACAAGACGACGAUCAAGAGGAGGAGGUGGAGGAGGAGGAGGAGGAAGACGAUGAUGAUUACGACUACAAUGAAGAUGAUGACGACGAUGAUGAAAAAGCGACUAGAAUCAAGAAAAGCAAAGAGUUGGGACUCUCGUGCAUGUUGAACACAGAGGUCGGGGCGGUCCUCGCAGUCAUUCGACGGAGAUCCGACCCGACCUCCCAAUUUAUGUACCAAGAUGAUGUCAUGGAUUCGAGCUUAUUACAUUCUUUGAAAUCGAUGAGAUCACUCAUUUUCAAUCCCCGUCAAUCGUGGCGGCUGAUUGAUCCAUCGAUGUACCUCUCGCCGUUUCUCGACGUGAUAUCGUCGGAUGACGUGCCGGCUGGCGCCACUGCGGUGGCACUCUUUUCUGUUUUGAAGAUCAUGAAGCUCGGUAUGUUCGAUAGAAAGACUCCUGGCGCGAAAGAGGCGAUAUCAAAUGUCGUCAUCGCCGUCACCGGAUGCCGCCUCGAGAAGACGCAUCCGAUCACGGAAGCCGGCAUCAUGAUGAGAAUCUUGCAGGUUUUGGCGGCAGUGAUGAGGCAUCCGGCGUCCGUAUUGCUCGACGAUCACUCCGUUUGCACCAUUGUCAAUACGUGUUUUCAGGUGGUUCAGCAAUCCUCGAACCAAAGCGAUAUGCUGCAGCGGAUCGCACGUCAUACGAUGCACGAUCUAAUCCAGAUUAUAUUUUCUCGGCUGCCGGAGAUUGCGGUCGGAGAUUGGGAGAACUCGGAAUCCGACACCGAAGACACCACCGAGGAAACUGGUUACGGGAUCCGUUGUGCAGUCGACAUAUUCCAUUUCCUUUGUUCGUUAUUGAACGUGGUCGGAAUGGUCGAAAAUGAAGGAUCGCUGGCUCUAACCGCCGACGAAGAUGUCCAAGUUUUCGCGCUUGUUUUGAUCAACUCGGCGUUAGAACUAAGCGGCGAUAGCAUCGGAAAGCACAAGAAGCUGUUGCGGAUGGUUCAAGACGAUAUUUUCCAUCAUUUGAUCCAUUACGGCACUUCUUCGAGCCCGUUGGUUUUCUCGAUGAUCUGCAGCACGGUUUUGAACCUUUAUUACUUCCAUCGCAAAUCGAUCCGUUUGCAACUCGAGGCUUUCUUCUUGUUCGUGUUGUUCAAAAUUUCGAACCAAAGUUACUUGAUUCAGCUCCAAGAACUCGCGGUCGAAGGGAUUAUCAACUUGUGUCGACAGCCCACGUUCAUAAUCGAAGCCUACGUGAACUACGAUUGUGAUCCGAUUUGCAAUAAUAUCUUCGAAGAGAUCGGGAAGAGUCUUUGCAAACAUGCAUUUUUAUCCGGUAAUGGAGCUCCGACAAGCGUACAACUCCAAGCUUUUGAUGGCCUCAUGGUCCUAAUCCACAACAUUGCUGAUAAUGUCGACAAACAAACGAACUCGAGGCCGACGGGCCCGUACCCGGUCGAGAUAUCCGAGUAUAUCCCGUUUUGGGAGGAGAAACCGAAACCGAAAGAAGAUAUCGAUCUAGAGACAUGGAUCGAUUCGGUGAGGCUGCGAAAGGUGCAAAAGCGGAAGAUAAUGAUUGCAGGGAACCAUUUUAAUCGAGACGACAAAAAAGGGAUCGAUUAUUUGAAAAUCUCGAACCUGAUAUCGGAUCCGCCCGACCCAAAAGGCCACGCGAUGUUCUUCAGGUACACUCCGGGGCUCGACAAGACCAAGAUUGGUGAAUUUCUUGGCGAUCCUGGCGAGUUUAGUCUUAAAGUACUUAAAGAAUUCACGGACACAUUCGAGUUAUCGGGGUUGGUCCUCGACACCGCUCUACGAACGUAUCUAGAAACUUUCCGACUUCCCGGAGAAUCGCAAAAGAUUCAACGAAUCCUCGAAGCUUUUUCUGAGCGAUUUUAUGACCAACAAUCAUCGGAAAUCUUUGUGAGCAAAGAUGCAGUGUUCAUACUGUGUUACUCGGUGAUCAUGUUGAACACCGAUCAACAUAACCCGCAAGUGAAGAAGAAGAUGACCGAAGAGGAAUUCAUCAAGAACAACCGAGCGAUCAAUGGCGGCAACGAUCUCCCACGAGAAUACUUAUCGGACCUUUUCCAGUCGAUCGCAACCAAAGCCAUCACGAUCUUCGGCCAAACUGGCUCACCGAUAGAGAUGAACCCGAGCCGCUGGAUCCAGCUCAUAAACAAAUCCAAAUUGGUGCAACCAUACAUCACUUGCAACUUCGAUCGGAGGAUCGGUCGGGAUAUGUUCGCCACAAUCGCGGGUCCCACGGUCGCAACCCUUUCGACCAUCUUCGAACACACUGAGGAUGAAGAAAUAAUUCACGAAUGCAUUGAGGGAUUAUUUGCGGUCGCCAGGAUCUGUCAAUACGGGCUCGAAGAUACCCUCGACGAGCUUAUUUCCUCGUUUUGCAAAUUCACGACUCUGUUAAAUCCGUACGCUUCGGUCGAAGAAACUCUGUUUUCGUUCGGCCAUGAUUUGAAGCCUCGAAUGGCGACACUUGCAGUUUUCACCGUCGCUAAUAACUUUAAGAAUUCGAUCCGAGGAGGGUGGAGAAGCAUUAUCGACUGUUUAUUAAAGCUAAAACGGCUUAAACUCCUACCGCAACCUAUUGUGGACGUCGGGACUUCUUCCGCCAACGGCCGCCCACACCGCCGCACGGAAUCGGAGUCGAUAAGCAACGAUCAAGCAGGACGGAUUAACACCUCUAACUUGAUGGCGGCAAUAUCUCAUUGUUUAUCGAUGGAAAACGUCGAAGAGAGUUUGAAUUUAGGAAUAAGCGAAUUCGAGCAGAAUUUGAAAGUGAUUCAACAAUGCAAGAUCGGAAGCAUCUUUAGCAAGAGCUCGAAUCUGCCGAUCGAGCCGUUGCUAAAUCUCGGCCGAUCCCUCAUCUUUGCCGCGGCCGGAAAAGGACAGAAGUUCAGCACUCCGCUUGAAGAAGAAGAAACGGUUCAGUUCUGUUGGGACCUGAUUCAAGCCAUGGCUUCUUGUAACGUCCACCGGCUCGCAUCGUUCUGGCCGGCGUACAACGAUUAUCUUCUAACCGUAAUCCAGUUCCCGUUGUUUUCGCCAAACCCGUUCGCUGAGAAAGCCAUUACCGCAUUGAUGAGAAUCUGCAUAAAGCUUCUUGCGUCCAAAUCAAACGAAAAGCAGUCCGAAGAACUUCUUUUCAAAUCGAUAAACUUGAUGUGGAAAUUGGACCGGGAAAUUCUCGAUACAUGUAACGAGUUCAUAAUCCAAUCGAUAACGAAGAUCUUGAACAAGUACUCCUCGAAUUUACUCUCGCAAUUAGGAUGGAAAACAGUUCUUCAUCUGUUAUCAAUCACCGGACGACAUCCCGAAACGUAUGAUCGUGGAGUCGAAGCUCUCAUAAACCUAAUGGCGGACGGAACCGGCAUUUCCAUUGCAAAUUACCCGUACUGCAUCGAUUGUGCAUUCGGGUUCGUCGCCCUGAGAAACAGUCCGGUGGACAAGAACAUGAGGUUGAUGGAUUUGAUGGCGGAUUCGGUGAAAUUGAUAGUUGACCGGUUGAGAAACGGGUACUCCGAUCCGGGAAGUAAUCCAUCCAUCAACAGUUCAGCAUCUCUCGAUGAAAACAUGAAAUAUCUCGCAUCCACGACCAAUAUGUCGAUGAAUCUGUUCGUGAAGCUCGGUGAAGCGUUACGAAAAACGAGCUUAGCAAGACGAGAAGAGGUUCGAAACUACGCGGUUUCGUCCCUCCAGAAAAGCUUCAUGAAUGCCCAAGAGCUUUAUUUCACUCCAACCAACAUUAUAAACUGCUUCAAUCUCGUGAUUUUUGCGAUGGUCGACGAUCUACAUGAAAAAAUGUUGGAGUAUUCGACUCGAGAGAAUGCGGAACGGGAAACGAGAAGCAUGGAAGGGACCCUGAAGUUGGCAAUGGAGGUUCUUGUUGAUGUUUAUUUGCAGUAUCUGAAACUGCUGAUGGAGAGUUCGGGGUUCAAGACGUUUUGGUUGGGGAUAUUGAGACGGAUGGAUACGUGUAUGAAAGCGGAUCUUGGGACGUACGGAGAGUCGAAAAUCAAAGAACAGGUACCGGAAUUGUUGAAGAAGAUGAUCACGACGAUGCGCGAGAAAGAAGUUUUGGUGCUGCAAGAAGGGAACGAUUUGUGGGAAAUCACGUAUAUUCAGAUACAAUGGAUCGCUCCUGAACUUAAAGACGAGCUUUUCCCGGAUGCCGCUUAG
Cynara cardunculus var. scolymus (artichoke) is the source of this 4191-nucleotide messenger RNA. Its product is annotated as ARF guanine-nucleotide exchange factor GNL2. The transcript has a single exon. Gene Ontology annotation, molecular function: guanyl-nucleotide exchange factor activity. Lineage: Eukaryota; Viridiplantae; Streptophyta; Magnoliopsida; Asterales; Asteraceae. The coding region runs from base 1 to 4191 and encodes 1396 amino acids. Gene Ontology annotation, biological process: regulation of ARF protein signal transduction. The record is from RefSeq and is a predicted model, not a curated record.